AGGAGAAAGAACUGAAGUGAGGAAGAAAAUCGGUGAAGUGGGGAUUGCAAUGGAUGUGAUAAAGACUCAGCAAAUCUCAUCGCGACCAAUCGAGAAGGUGGUAGUUCACCCUCUUGUGUUGCUCAGCAUCGUCGACAACUACAACAGAGUUGCUAAGGACACUCGCAAGCGCGUCGUUGGCGUCUUGCUCGGUUCCUCUUUCAAAGGCACCGUCGACGUUACCAACAGCUACGCCGUGCCCUUUGAAGAAGAUGACAAGGAUCCUAGCAUCUGGUUUCUUGACCACAAUUACCAUGAAUCCAUGUUUUCCAUGUUUAAAAGAAUAAAUGCAAAGGAGCAUGUUGUGGGGUGGUAUAGCACUGGUCCAAAACUGCGUGAAAAUGAUCUUGACAUUCAUGGCCUAUUUAAUGACUAUGUUCCAAAUCCUGUUUUGGUUAUUAUAGAUGUUGAACCUAAGGAGUUGGGAAUCCCAACAAAAGCAUACUACGCUGUUGAAGAGGUUAAAGAGAAUGCCACUCAGAAAAGCCAAAAGGUCUUUGUACAUGUGCCAUCAGAGAUUGCUGCUCAUGAAGUUGAGGAAAUCGGAGUGGAACACUUGCUUAGAGAUGUGAAGGAUACUACCAUUAGCACCCUUGCAACAGAGGUGAGUGCAAAACUCACAGCCUUGAAGGGUUUAGAUGCAAGACUUAAAGAGAUAAGGAGUUACCUUGACCUUGUUAUUGAUGGAAAACUUCCAUUAAACCAUGAGAUCCUGUACCAUCUUCAGGAUGUGUUUAACCUGCUACCAAAUCUUAAUGUUGCCGAUCUCAUCAAAGCUUUCGCAGUGAAAACCAAUGAUAUGAUGUUGGUAAUAUACCUGUCGUCUCUCAUUAGAAGUGUAAUUGCACUCCACAAUUUGAUUAACAACAAGAUGCUCAACAAAGAACAUGAAAGGGCAGAAGAUUCAAAAUCAGUACCAGUGCCAAGUGCAGCUGCAUAAGGUUUGCGGGGUCGUGAUGUUUGGAGCUGUAAACGCGAUGUUAUUGAAUAUCUGGAUCGAGAUUCUUACACAUUUUUCAAUCAUUUUGAGCAUUUCUACUAGAGUUAGAGAACUACACGUAACAUGGCAUAAUGAUCCUUUUUCGCAUUUCCAAUGCUUUGUGUAUUUUACUCUUCAAUACUCUGCCCAUUUUCUUUGUUUGGUAGCUUUGUUAACAACCUUUAAAGAAUUUACUAUUAUAAACAAACUGAUCAGGUUAUCAGAAAUGAAUCUUUGCUCUGGUAACUAACUUUUG
This is a messenger RNA of Abrus precatorius (Indian licorice), 1274 nucleotides long. RefSeq names its product 26S proteasome non-ATPase regulatory subunit 7 homolog A. Lineage: Eukaryota; Viridiplantae; Streptophyta; Magnoliopsida; Fabales; Fabaceae. The transcript has 10 exons. Gene Ontology annotation, molecular function: protein binding; metallopeptidase activity. The coding region runs from base 50 to 979 and encodes 309 amino acids. The record is from RefSeq and is a predicted model, not a curated record. Gene Ontology annotation, cellular component: proteasome regulatory particle; proteasome complex. Gene Ontology annotation, biological process: proteasome-mediated ubiquitin-dependent protein catabolic process.